Messenger RNA from Gryllus bimaculatus (two-spotted cricket), 1527 nucleotides. Lineage: Eukaryota; Metazoa; Arthropoda; Insecta; Orthoptera; Gryllidae. The record is from the annotation of a GenBank genome assembly.
AUGCGGUCCACCGCUGUGAACCUGGCCGAGGGAGUCUUGCUCGUGGCCGUGGUUGUGUCCCUCGUGUGCCUGUUGCUCCGUUGGCUGUGGCACCUGUCGUUCCGCAACCGCGACGAUGACAACCGUGAGUAUCGGGACAUGGGGCAUUAUGAUGGUGCACAUGUACAUCGUGGUGGAGGUGAUCACUUGGAACCCGGGGGAGAGGAAUCGGCGGCAGACUUUCGUGACGCCCGUCCUGACGGCCAUCGACCUGUUUCUCCUGGACGUGCUGCCCGCCCUGCGCAGACGGUGGUCCAUCACCAUGGUGCACGUGGUGUCCUUCGCGUUAAUGUUCUUCGUUUUCGCGGGACUGGUGUGCUUGGAUUGGUACGUCAUCCAACGCUCGAUGCGCCGCCGGCUGCCGCAGCGCAUGCGAGACACCAACUUCUAAGCAAGGUAAUGUGGCCAGGGAUUCCAGGGGUGCUUAGGCGUGCUCUUAUGAGAUCGCACGGCGAUAAAGCAUCACGUCGGGUAAGGGAGAAUGGAGGAAUGAGAAGAGAACACCCGAACAUCGGUAACGACAAUCGACCAGGCAGUUUCCUGUGCACGUUCGUGCUAAGGAAGAAUAUUCACAACAUUGAAUGAUAACUCUUCCAGAUUGUGUUGAACAGUAAAAAAACAUUCAUGACCAUCUCUAAAACGUUUAAACUUCGACAUUGCCAGGCUAUUUUUAUUUCCAAGGUUGAAGUACUUUUUGACAGGGGUGCAGUCAUAUUCAUGACUAGAACAUGAACACAUGAACAAGCAGUAUUAUGAAAAAAACUGUUUAAAACACAAUUCAAUUUUCAAAGAACUUAAUUUAGAUACUAAAAAUAAUUAGUUUAAUUUCGUUAAAAUCUAAAAUAUUUUUCUUCAUUUUUGUUAAUAAUACUCAGUUUCUUCUGGACGCCAGAAAAAUGACUGAUAUAUGGUAGAAACGUAUUUAGACCUUGAAAAUAAAAAUAACAUAAUAUAUCGUAGUUGAUUUGCUUUGGUGAACUUUAAUCUUUGGAAACGUUAAACAACUCACACUAUUCACAUUUUUAUGUGUAUGAAUGUAUGCAUGCUACCAUUGUGAAACACUCACGUAUUAGAAAUCUGUCGCUAACAGUUUUUGGAAAUGUGUAUAAUUGAAAAUGUUUGUCCUUAAAGCCCGUAACUGUCCUAUUUAUUGUAUUUAACAAUUUUUAAUGUAAAUUGAAAUAAUUUGUAUGUUAUAUUAACUUACAAUGUAUCCACUUAUUUAAACUUUAGGAAGCUCUCAAUAUUAAAAAUUUUGUGAUAUGCUCUAAAAGUACAUGAACGUGUUUACCUUUUGAAAUAGCAUGCAUUUCUGCUCAAAGUCAAUUAUUGUGUAUGGUAAUUGUAACAGGGAAUAUAGCUGCAGUUCGAAGAUAACAAGAAACUGAGAUGAAAUGAAAAGAGAUGAACUGAGAUUAGAAAUGAAAUGCGACGUGAUGUACACAAUGUAAAUUUUAGAUAUGAAAUAAAAUCCAGUCCGAACUAGAA